GCGCGGGGCAUGCUGGGUCGGCUGGGCCCGGCCGCGGUGCACUGUGGGUCCGCUCGGCUCCCGCAGGAGGCGGUGGCGGAGCCUGGAUCAGGCCGGAGCCCGGGGGGGUCUGAGGCCCGGAUCCCCCCGGCACGGAGCGGGGACCCCCGGGAUGGGAGACCGCGGCCGCGACUGCAGGAGCCCCGACAGUUCGUCUCUGAGCUCAUCACCCCCACCGGAGCUCUCGGCCCCACUUCACCCCUCCAUGAUCAGCUCGGCCAUGACCUCCUCCAUCAACUCGCCCGUCAGCAGUUUGGGCUCCCCCUUCCCCGUCAUCAGCUCGUCCCUGGGGUCCCCUGGGCUCCCAGCCACGCCCUCCAGCGGCUAUGGCCCCGUAAGCAGCCCCCAGAUUAACUCCACUGUGAACCUGUCGGGCAUGCACUCCGUCAGCAGCUCGGAAGACGUCAAGCCCCCCCUGGGCGUGCGGGGUCUGCCGUGCCACCCCCACGGUGGCAUGAUGCCGGGGAAGCGCCUCUGUGCCAUCUGUGGGGACAGAUCAUCAGGGAAGCACUACGGCGUGUACAGCUGCGAGGGCUGCAAGGGUUUCUUCAAGCGCACGAUCCGCAAGGACCUGACCUACACGUGCCGGGAUAACAAGGACUGCAUCGUGGACAAGCGCCAGCGUAACCGCUGCCAGUACUGCCGCUACCAGAAAUGCCUGGCCACUGGCAUGAAGAGGGAAGCGGUGCAGGAGGAGCGGCAGCGGGGGAAGGAGAAGGACGGCGAGGGGGAUUUUGCAGGCGGUGUGAAUGAGGAGAUGCCGGUGGAGAAGAUCCUGGAGGCAGAGCUGGCCGUGGAGCAGAAAUCGGACCAAAGCGUCGAUGGCUCUGGCACCGGGGGCAGCUCGCCAAACGACCCGGUGACCAACAUCUGCCAGGCGGCCGACAAGCAGCUCUUCACGCUGGUGGAGUGGGCCAAGCGCAUCCCUCACUUCUCAGAGCUGCCUCUGGAUGACCAGGUCAUCCUGCUGCGGGCGGGCUGGAACGAGCUCCUCAUCGCGUCCUUCUCGCACCGCUCCAUCUCGGUGAAGGACGGGAUCCUGCUGGCCACGGGGCUGCACGUGCAUCGCAACAGCGCCCACAGCGCCGGCGUGGGGGCCAUCUUCGACAGGGUGCUGACUGAGCUGGUCUCCAAGAUGCGGGACAUGCGGAUGGACAAGACGGAGCUCGGCUGCCUCCGGGCCAUCAUCCUCUUCAACCCGGAUGCCAAGGGGCUGUCGAACCCUGGGGAGGUGGAGCUGCUGCGGGAGAAGGUCUACGCGUCUCUGGAGUCCUACUGCAAGCAGAAGUAUCCCGAGCAGCAGGGCAGAUUCGCCAAGCUGCUGCUGCGCCUACCGGCCCUGCGCUCCAUCGGGCUGAAGUGCUUGGAGCAUCUCUUCUUCUUCAAGCUCAUCGGGGACACCCCCAUCGACACCUUCCUCAUGGAGAUGCUGGAGGCCCCCCACCAGCUGUCCUGAGCCCCUGGCCGGCCACACGAGAGCGGCGCAGACUGCGGCGGCUCCCCGGCGCCCACCGCUGGACUGGGGGGCUGCGGACUCUUUGGGGGGCUGCCAGGAGAAGGCCCUGGGGGUAGCGUUGUCAGUUGCGUGUUGGGGCCCCCUGGGCGUACCCCCUUUCCCCAUCCCUGGUUUGGGAGCCCCCUAGGGUGUACCCUGUGUGCCUGCCUAGAGCUGGGGUGGCCCCAGACCGCUCCCCAGGGGUGGACCAUGGGGUGUACCUCGUUCCCCCAGUUGCUGGCACCCCCUCGUCCGUAGUGGGGUGCCCUGGGCUGACCUCCCAGGCUCCCUCAGUGCUGUGGCACCCCAGUAUCGGUGUGCUGGGGGGCAGCAAAGCUAGAGAUUUCAGGUAGGGGGGUGAGAGGAGCCCCCCCAAAUUCCCCACUGUAAAAUAAUCCCCCGUCUCCCCCUUCUCUCGGCAGGGCAGUGGGACCCCCCAUGACAUGGGAAGCCUGGCACAGCCCCUCACCUUGUGGGGGGACCUGGCCUCACUCCCUUCAGGGGUUCCUGGCAUGGCCCCCUUCCCCUGUCUGGGGGGGUCUUCUGGCGAAAUCCCCCUCGAGUGCUCCUGUGAGGAAUGGCUGUGUGUGGAGAGACUCCUGUGCUGUUGGUGGUUGGGGGGAGGGGUCUGUGUCAUUGCUGACCCCGCCCCCCGCGCCCGUGGGGGCUGUUACCUGCCCUGGGGGGGUCAUUCUUGGGUGGGGGCCAGCUCAUGUCUGUCAUUAGUUCUCAAACCCGCCCCCCCCGCCUCCUUGCCAUUCUGCCAGGGGAGGGGCAGUUCCUGGUGGGGGGCUUGGGGGAUUGUGCCCCGCUUGCCCCCCCAACCCCCAUUUCUCAGGCACCCGGUUAGCACUUUGAAUCGACACCCUGCGCCCCUCCCCCACCUCAAACUAUGCAGCAGAUACCAGACCCCCCCCCCUCCCCCUCCGGAGUCCAGACUGCAGCCUCCCCCAGCCACACUGACCAUGAGCUCUCCCGUGGGGGUGGGGGGUUAUUGUAGGUCCUACAGCCUCGGGGGGGGGGGGGUCUGUGGCUGUGAGCCGGCGCUCAGACCCCUGGUGAAUUGGGGGUGGCAGGAAUGUCACCCCCCCAUUUGCAGGGUCUGGGGGGCACUCCUGCUUGGACAGUUUGUUUGAGUUGCUGUGGGGGGAGGGGUGUGUCGGUGGGGGCCCUGCCUUAGCAGCGCCCCCCUUGCGCUCGGCCCUUCUCCUCGCCCGCCCCUCCCCCGUUAUUUUCGCUUUUAUUAUUAUUAACACCCCCCCCCCAUUGCUUUGGAGUUACAGUGAUUAAAGCUGCUGCUUCUCAACCA
Molecule: messenger RNA, 2843 nt
Organism: Mauremys mutica (yellowpond turtle)
Lineage: Eukaryota; Metazoa; Chordata; Testudines; Geoemydidae
Gene: RXRB
Product: retinoid X receptor beta
Exons: 10
Coding region: 152-1495 (447 amino acids)
Biological process (GO): cell differentiation; anatomical structure development; positive regulation of transcription by RNA polymerase II
Cellular component (GO): nucleus; RNA polymerase II transcription regulator complex
Molecular function (GO): nuclear steroid receptor activity; zinc ion binding; nuclear receptor activity
Source: RefSeq, a predicted model, not a curated record